CUGCACGUGCACAACUCACAAUUCUGGUGAUAGCAAUGAAUCACACAGCGAUCAAGAUCCACAUUGACACUAUCCGUUGUGUUGAAAGUGUUCUAACGAGCAAAGUAGCAACGAAGUCAAGAAGCAGAUCUCUCGAGCAAGGAGUAGUGAUAUACAGGCGAUCAAAGUCUCCAGCUGUAGACGCCGCUAUCGCGGGGAGUUCGAAUACAUAGGGUCUGUCCAGCUAAUUGUUGCGAAACGAGACGAGACGCAUCACCAACGAUCGCACGCACCAUCAUGCAAAGCAACAGACACUUAUUUCAAUUACCACCACCAACAACCAACAUCCACCACCACCAUCAUCAUCAACAAAUUUGAGUCUGUCUUUGUCUUCCCAAACCACCAACAAGCACCAACACGCACCACAAACCACCAACAAGCAACACAAACCACCAACAAGCACCACCACCAUCAAUCGUCAACAAGUUUGAGUCUCUGUUUGUCGCUCCAACGCUAGUAGUUUGUUCUUCGUCCAAACACUACCAGAAGCACAACCAUCCCGUCACUGCAAAAGUGAUCACCAUCAACAUCGGCAUCAAGCGUUUUUUGUGCAGUUAUCAAUAUCCACAACCGAGACCCGUGUGAGUACUUAUCUUAAAAAGCGUGAAGUCGGAUCCGCUUGUUUUACCUCACGCACCAACGGGAUCGAUGAAAAGCAAGAUCCGCGCCCAUUCCAGAUCCGCACCAUAAUUUUCAGGUUCUUUCGCUAGGUGUGGUCGUUCCUUAGCGUCGUGUAAUAGUUCAUCAAAGUGAAAAGUCUCGACGGAGCCAGUGUUUCUGUCGGGCCAGUGAUGCAAAACAGGUUUGCGCCAGCAGGAACAGAUUGUCAACAGGAGCGGGCGAAGCCGGAGAACGCAGGGAGUGUGCGAGCGCGCCGCGACAUUGAAGCGACACGAUCAGCUGUCUUCAAGACGUGACCCAAUGAAAUAAUUCAGGCAGCAGGGCGGUUGUUGUUCUUGUUGUUAGCCGGUAACAACAACAAGUUCCUCUGGCGAUGUGGAGCUUUAUUCGUUGUCGGCUAUAAAACACCAGGUGACGUCGACACCGCACGUUCGGUAUGCAGGUGCAGCACACUGUGUAGUACACGAUCGACGAUAGAAGCUGACUGUGUCGUAACUCAGGAAUAUUGUAGUAAGUCACGUUCUUACUGCUUUCACUUCAAGAGCCCAUUCCGAGCCAAGGGGGACGAAGCACCGAAUUUCUGUUCGAGCACUCUCAGGAACUGUACGACUGCCGGAGCCUUUGCUUCGCAUCGGUGUGGUAAAUACAGAAUUUCAGGAUCAUCUUCUUCCGUCUCAGGAAUCAGUAACGAGCGUUGGGCUGCAUCUGCACGUCCUUCAGGGUCUUUCUUGCCAUUUUCGCAAGAAAGAACCAACGCAAGAAUCAUGCCGGCGGCGUCCGGCCACCAGCCCAUCGACCUGACGCGGUCGCAGGAAACCAUUGCGCUGCAGAAUGCGCAUCUGUUGUUGUCCUACCACUACCAGGACGACGUGAGCAAGGUGCUGGCUUCCAACGGGAUGAUUCAGGACCGCAUCGAGAAGCUCGCCAUGGACAUCAGAAACCAGUACAACCCCGACGAGGAGCUGCAUCUCAUGUGCGUUUUGAAGGGAAGUCGGGGCUUCUUUACCACCCUGCUGAAGUACCUGACUCGCAUGGCAUGCUACUCGAGCAGCUCGCAGGCACCCUUUCUCGAACACUACGCCAGGAUUUUGCAGCCCGGGGCCGAGGGCAGUAAAAGCGAGUCCGAGGUACUGUCUAGUCGGUUCGAAAAUUUCUGCACGGUGUGUUUGAUGUGUUUGUCGGUGUCAAUAGUAUAAGGUCAGAUUUGUGCAGCAGAAUUUGAAUUUCAUACCAGCGUGUGUCUAGUUUGCUUUCGGUUUCGCUCCUGCUAGGUUGACUUUUCACUAAUGUAUGAAUGCAAGUGGAAGUAGAGUAGGUGCUUGCUUUGCGAUAUCAAUCGUGAACUGCGCGAAAAGACGAUGCUCUUCCUCGAAUUUCAGGUUAUCGCGCGACUGGGCGACAACCACUCGCACGAGAUCACGAUUGUGUCGGAGAACCUGGCAUGCGUUCGGGACAAGCAUGUGCUAGUGUGCGAGGAUUUGAUAAACACCGGAAAGACCGUAUCCUGAGUAAAAAUGUCCCCGCCCCAGAGUUGUCAUGCAGAUUUGCGAUGACAGGAAGACUUGUAAUGCGCAUCUCCAUGGGAGGCAUUACCAGUCGUGUUUUUAAAUUUGUAAUGCUGCAAACAGGAUAAGAAGAUGGAUUUGUGAUGCGGUUUUCCUUGCUAACAUGCACUACACUACGGACUGCAACUUGUCCUGCGUGGCUCCCAAAACUUCUGGAUUUGUGUUGCUAAGUCCCCAACUUGACUCUGGUGUGGGGACGUUUUUCCUCAGGAUAGACCCUGGCUCUGUUCUGCGCCAAGCUGCGCGAGUACGGACCGAAGUCACUGCGGAUUGCCACGCUGCUGGAAAAGCGUCAGUCCAGCGACGUGCCGCUCAAGGCGGACUUUUGCGGUUUCACGCUGCCCAGCACCGAGUUUGUGGUCGGGUAUUCGCUCGACCACCAGGAAAAGUAUCGGGAUCUGACGCACCUGUGUGCGCUCAAACCUCAGGUGGUGCUGAAGACGUGAGAGGAGGAAAUGUUGCACGUCGCAAAUAUCCGCUCUGGGGCUGGAGGACCGCGAACAGAAGGGUUAAAGUAAUGCGAGUGCAUCACGACAAUCACUCUGUUUAGUGUUUCUGUUUUCCGUCUGGGGCGGCCUUACUCCGGUUCCUUACCUCUCCGGCAGCCGCGAGCCAGUGCAGUUUGUGUAGAAGCUGCAAACACAGGACAUUUCGACAAGAGUAAGAGAGCAUGUCGUGUCAUGCCUUCUGCGGAAUGUCAUUAUGCACUAACCAAGAACAAAGAGAAGACUUCUCCUUCUGUUCAUAUUGAUAAUUCAGUGGAGUACAAGUAGCUUGCCUU
This is a messenger RNA of Amoebophrya sp. A120, 3006 nucleotides long. NCBI's taxonomy places the organism in Eukaryota, Dinophyceae, Syndiniales, Amoebophryaceae. The record is from the annotation of a GenBank genome assembly.